AUGGCAGGUUAUAGUAGUCUGGUGAGUUUGCUAUUAAUGGUAGUACUUGCAAGUAUGGCUUUCACCACCAAAUCCCAAUCUCAACUGACCAUGCCACCUGCACCAGCCCCAGCAAUUCAUCCUGAUGAAGUAUUAAGUUUGGCAUUAUUUUUUGUUAACAUUUUCGAACGAGGUUCACCACCAACUCCAACGGUGGUGCCCCCUCCACCAAUCACGAUUCCUCCUCCACAAAUUCCAACGAUAGUGCCCCCUCCACCAAUCACGAUUCCUCCUCCACAAAUUCCAAUGAUGGUGCCCCCUCCACCAACCACGAUUCCUCCUCCAUCAACUCCAAGAGGGGUGUCCCCUCCACCACCACCUCCAACCAUGAAAGAUUUCCUUCCACCACCAUUGCCACCGCAACCGCCAACACCGUUCAUCGCUCCCCCUGUACCACCAGAUAUUGACUUUCAACCACCAACAGAUCCACCUGAGCAUGCUAUUCCAUCGCCAAAUUCACCUGAAUCUCCAGUCCCGGAGGCCCCUCCCAGUUCACCGCCUUCUCCCAUUACACUGCCUCCACCGCCGGCACCAAAGACCGCUCCCAAUCCACCACCUUCACCGAGUCUUCCUCCACCGCCGGCACCAAGGACUGCUCCCAAUCCACCACCUUCACCUAGUCUUCCUCCGCCUCGUGGGGAUUCUCCGGAAAAUGAUAUUACACCGCCCCCGUCACCAGAAGACUAG
Messenger RNA from Spinacia oleracea (spinach), 726 nucleotides. Its product is annotated as vegetative cell wall protein gp1-like. NCBI's taxonomy places the organism in Eukaryota, Viridiplantae, Streptophyta, Magnoliopsida, Caryophyllales, Amaranthaceae. Bases 1 to 726 code for a protein of 241 amino acids. The transcript has a single exon. The record is from RefSeq and is a predicted model, not a curated record.